AUGCCGGUGAUGGCGGAGAAGCUCGACGUGGAGGGUUUCGUAAAGGAGCUCUGCGGAGGGUUUCAGUUACUCUGCGACUCCGAGAAAGGGCUCAUCACGGCGGAGAGCCUGCGGGCGAAUUCGGAGCUUGUGGGGAUGGAAGCGAUGACGGAGCAAGACGCGGAAGCCAUGGCGAGAGAAGGAGAUCUGAACGGCGGCGGCAACGGAUGUAGAUCUGCUUCUUCUUCUUCCCUAUUUGGGGUUUUUUUUACUUAA
Molecule: messenger RNA, 255 nt
Organism: Linum tenue
Lineage: Eukaryota; Viridiplantae; Streptophyta; Magnoliopsida; Malpighiales; Linaceae
Source: the annotation of a GenBank genome assembly